Ziziphus jujuba (common jujube) is the source of this 1116-nucleotide messenger RNA. RefSeq names its product glutathione transferase GST 23. NCBI's taxonomy places the organism in Eukaryota, Viridiplantae, Streptophyta, Magnoliopsida, Rosales, Rhamnaceae. The record is from RefSeq and is a predicted model, not a curated record. Gene Ontology annotation, cellular component: cytoplasm. Gene Ontology annotation, molecular function: glutathione transferase activity. Gene Ontology annotation, biological process: glutathione metabolic process. Bases 101 to 787 code for a protein of 228 amino acids. The transcript has 2 exons.
AUUUUUUAUUUUUAAAUCUUUGAAUAUUCUAUUUGGGAUAUCUUAUAAAUGCACAUAAAAAUAAGCUAGAAAUUUUUUGUUAUACAUAAAGAUAGAGAAAAUGGGAGAAUUGAAGCUGAUUGCAACACCCCAAAGCUCUUAUUGUGCCAGAAUUCAAUGGGCACUGAAGCUUAAAGAUGUGGAAUAUGAAUUCAUAGAAGAAGAUUUACUAAACAAAAGCCCUUUGCUUCUCAAAUCUAACCCUGCUUACAAAAAAGUCCCAACAAUUCUUCAUCAGGGCAAACCAUUAGCCGAGUCCCUUAUCAUCCUUGAGUAUAUUGAUCAGGUUUGGAAACACUAUCCCUUGCUUCCUCAUGAUCCAUCCGACAAAGCCAUUGCUCGUUCAUCCGCUAAGUUUGCUGAUGAAAAGGUACAUACAUUUGAAGUAUGGGAAGCUUUCAAAUCAGAAGGAGAGAAAAAGGAGAAGGCAAUCAAAGCUGCUGUGGAAUCAUUGGCAAUUGUUGAUAAGCAGAUUGAAGGAAAGAAGUAUUUUGGUGGAGAAAGAAUAGGGUAUUUGGAUUUAGUAUAUGGUUGGUUAGCUCACUGGCUUAAUGUUAUGGAAGAAGUAGGAGGCAUGAAGUUGCUUGGUAAGGAGAGCUUCCCAUCACUCCAUCAAUGGUGUCUGAAUUUCAUCAAUAAUCCAAUCAUCAGAAAAUCCAUUCCAUCCGGAGAAAACCUUGUCAAAUACUUAAAAGGAAGCCUCCGCUACCACCGUGCCCUAGCUGCAGCAAACAAAAUCAAACAAUGAAUUCAUAAAUGCCCUUUUUAUUUUUUUGCCUAAUUUUUCAAUAAAUUGAGGAGGAAGAUUUUAGCACCAGGCUGAUUUGCAGGUUAUUACUAGUGGUCAUUGUUAUCUAGGCUUCCCAUAGAAAUCAAAAGGAAUAGAUAAAAAGGGAAUUGGUAGUAAUUUGACUAUUAAUUCUCUGAUAUUCUGUUUCUUUCAUCACCAAUUCACCAUGCAUUUAGCAAAUAAGGGUAUCAUUUAUCCAAACAUUACCUAUAAAUCCUAUUCGGUUUGUAGUGUAUACCUGUUCUUUGUGAUGUUAAUUUGUACCAAAUAAGUUCAUUAUUUAGUUU